AUGACUUCAGUAGAUGAAGAAUUAGCGGAACAGUACGCCGGGUGUAUAGACACAGAACCUGAACAGGUCGAUGAACUAAAUGGAGAAGUGAAUGUGCAGAUUACAGACAAUGAUACGAGGAAUGAUGAGGAGAGACAAAUGAUAAAGGACAUAUUGGAAAUUAUGAGAAGCGGACAGGUGUGGAAUGGUGCUGGUUUUAAGAGAGUUGACAGGAAAGUGCUGACAGAAUGGACGAAGAAGGUGAAUAGAGUAGUUUCAGAGAUACAAACUACCAAUAUAACUGACACCAAUAAAUCGCUAUUGUGAUCUACAUAGCAAGACAAGUUGGGCUCAAAAUGGGUGGCUGCGAGGGAAAAGGAAGCAAAGAACCUCGGCGGAAAAGGAGAAUCAAAGACUCUAUUGCAGAGACUGCAGGCUAAAGCUGCAGAGUUGAAAAGGUAUGAAUUCAUCGGUAUAAAGUAAACAGAUUGUUCCAGCAAGACCAAAAGAGGGUGUAUCAACAAAUGAAUGGAACAUCUAGUAGCUUCAGUGCAGUUAGACCCGAUGCUGAGGAAAGCCAACAGUUUUGGAGAGACAUAUGGGGUAAUGAAGUUUUACACAAUCAAAAUUCAGAAUGGUUAAAAGAAUUGAAAAAGGAAAGAGCAGAAGCUAGACAGGAGGACAUUGUAAUAACAGCUGAAAUUGUGACAGCAAGGUCGAAGAAGAUCUCCAAUUGGAAGGCACCUGGCCCUGAUAGCGUCAAAGGCUACUGGAUCAAGAAAUUGACAGCAUUACAUGAACGAAUGGCUGACCACAUGAAUGAAAUGAUCAACAACAGGGUCGCCAUACCUGUAUAA
Porites lobata is the source of this 836-nucleotide messenger RNA. NCBI's taxonomy places the organism in Eukaryota, Metazoa, Cnidaria, Anthozoa, Scleractinia, Poritidae. The record is from the annotation of a GenBank genome assembly.